This is a messenger RNA of Sphaerodactylus townsendi, 1017 nucleotides long. RefSeq names its product olfactory receptor 14A16-like. Gene Ontology annotation, cellular component: membrane. Gene Ontology annotation, molecular function: olfactory receptor activity; G protein-coupled receptor activity. The coding region runs from base 13 to 1017 and encodes 334 amino acids. Gene Ontology annotation, biological process: G protein-coupled receptor signaling pathway. The record is from RefSeq and is a predicted model, not a curated record. Lineage: Eukaryota; Metazoa; Chordata; Lepidosauria; Squamata; Sphaerodactylidae. The transcript is spliced from 2 exons.
CAAGCAAACCAAAUGUCAAACCAAUCCACAGUUAUGGAGUUCCUUCUGAAGGGUUUUUCUGAGGACCCCAAUGGACAGAUACUGCAUUUUGUGAUAUUUCUGUCAAUUUAUGUCAUAGCCCUGUCUGGGAAUGCUCUCAUAAUCACACUGGUGUUGUUCAAUCAGCAGCUUCACACCCCUAUGUACUUUUUUCUGCUGAACUUAUCAUUCUCAGAUAUAUGCUUUAUUUCCACCACUGUUCCCAAAUCCAUGGCCGCCUCCUUAUCAAACAGCAAGCUGAUCUCUUUCUAUGGGUGUGUUGCCCAGAUUUUCUUAGUGAUGACUUUUGCAGGUGGUGAGCUAGCUCUGCUUACCAUCAUGGCUUAUGACCGCUAUGUAGCAAUUUGCCAUCCUCUACAGUAUAUGUUAAUCAUGAACUGGGAAACCUGCUCUCACCUGGCAGCUGCUUCCUGGACCAGCAGUGUGAUCCAUGCUGUAGUAGAAACUAGUAUUACAUUUAGUUUAAACUUCUGUGGGUCCAAUAUUAUUGAGCAGUUUUUCUGUGAUAUCCCUCAGCUACAAAAGAUCUCUUGCACGGAUACAGAAGCAAAUCGAGUCCUGAUCCUUGUUAUUUCACUCACUGUAGAUGCCUUCUGCUUUGUGUUCAUCUUUGCUUCCUAUGGCUACAUCUUCUCAGCCGUGCUGAAGAUUCCAUCAGUUCAGGGCAGAUACAAAGCCUUCUCUACUUGCAUUCCCCACUUGACAGUGUUUUCCUUAUUUAUUCUCACAGCUGGGUUUUCAUACAUGAGGCCCAAAGCCCUCUCCUCUCCCACUGUCGACCUGCUCUCUGCUAUUUUGUAUGCUGUUUUACCCCCAGUCUUGAAUCCAAUCAUUUAUAGUCUCAGAAACAAGGAUAUCCAAGAAGCAGUGUGCAAAAUAUCAAAAAAAGUUAAAAACUUUCUUUCCGCUUCCGUGCUGGGCAUGGACGGAGACCGCUUCAUCGCCAUCACAGACACGCCCGCGAUGCAACUCGACUAG